UUCCGACAUUGUUUGUGUUUACGUUAUAAGUGUCUCAGUUAUAACUAUUCUCCUAUUUUGAAAAAUUGAAGAUGAUGGAAAUAAAUCAAAAUGGUAAAAGAGUUCGCUCUUCAAAUUUUUCUAAAGAAGAGGAACUCUUGCUGGCAAAUGAAGUGCUCAAGUACAAAAAUAUAAUCGAAUGCAAGACAAUAAAUAAAACUUCGAACGUUGAAAAAGAAGAAGCAUGGAAGAAAGUCGAAGAUGGCUUCAAUGCUAAAAAUUUCCACUACAGAAGUUUACAGCAGUUGAAGGCCAAAUUCGACAAUUUGAAAACAGGUGGCUCAGCAAAAGAGCUAUUUAUAUGGGACUGGUGGAGGCCCUUCUGUUAA
Molecule: messenger RNA, 368 nt
Organism: Coccinella septempunctata (seven-spotted ladybird)
Lineage: Eukaryota; Metazoa; Arthropoda; Insecta; Coleoptera; Coccinellidae
Product: myb/SANT-like DNA-binding domain-containing protein 4
Exons: 2
Coding region: 72-368 (98 amino acids)
Source: RefSeq, a predicted model, not a curated record